AUGCCCGAAUCCGAGAAGCGCGUCGCGGCGCAGCAAGCCGUAGACAUUCUCCACGAGAUUUCCACAAUAUUGAAUUGUCGCCUCGAUCGCCAGACACUGUCCAUCUGCAUAUCCAUGAUCGAGCGCGGCGUCCACCCCGAGGCACUGGCUCAUGUCAUCAAGGAGCUGCGUCAGGAGGCGGCACACCAGGUUGGCCAAGACGCCGCUUCCAGGUAG
Messenger RNA from Drechmeria coniospora, 216 nucleotides. RefSeq names its product putative Mitotic-spindle organizing protein 1. The transcript has 3 exons. Bases 1 to 216 code for a protein of 71 amino acids. Gene Ontology annotation, cellular component: centrosome; interphase microtubule organizing center; spindle. Gene Ontology annotation, biological process: mitotic spindle assembly; microtubule nucleation by interphase microtubule organizing center; gamma-tubulin complex localization. The record is from RefSeq and is a predicted model, not a curated record. Lineage: Eukaryota; Fungi; Ascomycota; Sordariomycetes; Hypocreales; Ophiocordycipitaceae.